AUGUCGCGCAAACGCCGCAAUACUUCAUCGCCCGAGCUGGACGAUUCGCCGCCCUCACCUAAGCGGCGCAACAUCCCUGUCGCCCAUCUCAACUACGAGUCUGAAGGAGAAAGCCAUGAGACCCCUCGUUUUGACGAACGCGUUGGGCAGACCGGCGCAUUCCCUGGGCUUGGAGCUGAUGAUGAUGAGCUCUUCUACGGCCCUGCUAGUGAUGGGAUCGACUAUUUGAGGAUGGUGCGGUCUGAGGCCAAGCACGUCCCGCACAUCUUGACAGCACCGGGAGCAUAUGCGCAGCAAGAGCUUGACCAAGAAGAUGGGAAGACGGGCGCUGGAGGAUAUUACUACGACGGUGCAUUUGCUGCAACCCACGACAGAUCUUCAGCUGCUGAGCCUGCCUCAUCUCUUCCACCCGCGCAGACACGAUACUACGAUGCUCUCCUGGCGCAAUUCAACCUCGUCCGAAAAACCCUGCGAUGUUCCCCUCCAUUAUCAGCGGUACACAAACUCCGGCCGGACCAAUUCAUAUCGUUUCCGGAAAAUACGACCAAGGUCCGGGCGCAGUGGGUGGACCACAUACUUUCGACAGAUCCUCAUCCUGUUCAGCUGGCAUGCAUGGACUCGAACACAGUGGUGGAACUAGUCAGGUUCCUCGGGAUGGAGCUGGAGAAGAUGCUGCGGCUGGAAGAUCAAACCAAGGUAGCACGGGUUGGUGCUUGGGUAUGGGCAAUCCUGAGCAAGUGCCGUGAUCGAGGGGAACUGUCAAGCGAGGAGGUAGGAGACUUGAGGCAGCUGGCGCAGGUAGCCCUGCGGUCGAAAGGGGAGGACCAUCUUCCGGUGGAGGUAGAUAUUGACGACGAAGAUGGGAUGGUAGGCGGAACAGUGCCCUCAGAUCAGUCUGCUGAGAACGGCGCAACCGAGCCCACGGCGAGCCAUGCAGAAGCAGGGGUGCCGGUGACGCAAAAGCCGGAUGAAAGUGGUAUGAGGCGGCAGAAGUUGCUAAGCAGGACGUUGGACAUGAUAGUUACGAUCGUGGGCGAGGUUUAUGGCCAAAGAGACCUGCUGGAUGCUCGGACGAAAUGGCUUCAUGGGGGCAGUGAGAUGAAGACAAGUGACCUGUGA
Molecule: messenger RNA, 1119 nt
Organism: Cladophialophora carrionii CBS 160.54
Lineage: Eukaryota; Fungi; Ascomycota; Eurotiomycetes; Chaetothyriales; Herpotrichiellaceae
Exons: 2
Coding region: 1-1119 (372 amino acids)
Biological process (GO): spliceosomal snRNP assembly
Cellular component (GO): SMN complex; nucleus
Source: RefSeq, a predicted model, not a curated record